This is a messenger RNA of Aspergillus ochraceoroseus IBT 24754, 899 nucleotides long. RefSeq names its product guanine nucleotide-binding protein subunit gamma. NCBI's taxonomy places the organism in Eukaryota, Fungi, Ascomycota, Eurotiomycetes, Eurotiales, Aspergillaceae. Gene Ontology annotation, biological process: G protein-coupled receptor signaling pathway. Gene Ontology annotation, molecular function: G-protein beta-subunit binding. Bases 459 to 731 code for a protein of 90 amino acids. The transcript is spliced from 3 exons. The record is from RefSeq and is a predicted model, not a curated record. Gene Ontology annotation, cellular component: heterotrimeric G-protein complex.
CACUCCUUAUCCAGCUCUUCUUCUUCUUCUUCUUCUUCUUCUUCUUCUUCUUCUUCUUCUCUUCUUCUCUUCUUCUAGUCCCUAUUCUAUUUCUUCCUCGGAUUCAUCUUCUAUUCGCUCUCUCUCUGACGCUAAUUCCACUCCCACUUCCACUACUGCCCACUCACACCUUUGCUCUCCCUUCUUCCCUCUUUUUCUCUCUCUUUCUCACUCUCUCACUUGCUCACUUGCUCACUUGCUCCUAUCCACUCCCUCUCCUUUUCCCCGGUCUUCGUGUUCACCUUGCGUCUAAACCCUCACUUCCAGUCGGGAAAACGCGCGAAAUCCUUUGGGGAAAGCUUCAAUCGCCCCCCCUCCCCUUCCCGUGCGGUCGCAUCGAGCCUAGCUAAUUAGCACCUUCGGUUUCCGACCACCCACGUCUACCACACCUUCACACGACCUUCGCUAUCUUCUCAAAAAUGCCUAACUACGAACUUCGAUCUGGUGGGGAUGUCAAGAACAAGAAGCAGAGUGUUGCCGAUCUAAAGUAUCGUCGCCUGACAGAGCUCAAUGCUCGGCUGAAGGAGGAUCUCGAUCGCCCCCGAGUCAAGGUGUCUGAAGCUGCCAUGUCAUUGAUUAACUACUGCAAUAAUACUCGUGAUUUUAUGGUACCGUCUGUAUGGGGACAGGUUGACAAGCGCGAAGACCCGUAUGCUCCUCAACAACAGGGAGGUUGCUGUACAAUCAUGUAAUGGACUCAUGACCCGGCCUGACACCUUUUAAACUCGAUCGGCUGGCCUGUCACCCUCAGUCCGUUCGCAUUGAUUGAUAUCCGCCAUCGCUACGACCUAUUUUCCCUUCUGCCCUCUAAUUCCGUACCUCCGGAUCUCCCACUUAUUUUUCGAAUGCGCAUCGUUUCG